Labrus mixtus (cuckoo wrasse) is the source of this 3528-nucleotide messenger RNA. It is a transcript of the gene sox4a, whose product is annotated as SRY-box transcription factor 4a. Gene Ontology annotation, molecular function: RNA polymerase II cis-regulatory region sequence-specific DNA binding; DNA-binding transcription activator activity, RNA polymerase II-specific. The coding region runs from base 491 to 1600 and encodes 369 amino acids. Gene Ontology annotation, biological process: cell differentiation; anatomical structure morphogenesis; positive regulation of transcription by RNA polymerase II. The record is from RefSeq and is a predicted model, not a curated record. The transcript has a single exon. NCBI's taxonomy places the organism in Eukaryota, Metazoa, Chordata, Actinopteri, Labriformes, Labridae.
UCGCUACGAGGGUAUAAGACAGCGAGGUGCCCGUUGUUGUGUUUACAAUAAUAUUACAGCGAAAAAGGGAGACUAUGAGACAGCGCAGCUGCUCCAUUCAACCACAUGGUUCCUCUACCGCACAGACAAGUUGCUCUACAGACAGACAGAUUCAUAUUAGGCGCUUGCACUGCUGUUGCUCACAACACCGCGUUUUCAACGUUGCAGAACGAGUUUUCAGCCCUACUGGCAGUUGAAAAUUGCUGUUAAAUUGUUUGUGGAUUAUUAUUUUUUUCUGUGGAGGGCACUGGUAAAAGUCAAGAGACAAGGAGUCUGAAAACGGGUUGAGGUUUUACGAACAGUCUUGUUUGAACUUUUCAGCCCUCUUUGCCAGCAGUGAUCUGAGUUUAAGGCGAAUGUAAUAAGUAACAACGAGGGUAUAUUUUAAAAGCACUCGAACUUUGCUAAAGCACUGCCCUGAGCAGUAUUCACCAGACUGUUAGAGGAAAGGAUGGUGCAGCACAUGAGCCAGACAGAGAGCGCCCACGCUCAUUCCCCAGGCGGGGACUCCACGGACACGGGAGAAAUAGAUUCGGAGAUGGACGCGUCUCCAGCACCCGAGUCCCCCUCCGAGCGGAGCGACUUGGCCUGGUGCAAAACUCCAACAGGGCACAUCAAGAGGCCAAUGAACGCAUUCAUGGUUUGGUCACAGAUCGAGAGGAGGAAGAUUAUGGAGCAGUCGCCGGACAUGCACAAUGCAGAGAUCUCCAAGAGGCUGGGGAAGCGCUGGAAGCUGCUGAAAGACACAGACAAGAUCCCGUUCAUUCGCGAAGCGGAGCGGCUCAGACUCAAACACAUGGCCGACUACCCAGACUACAAGUACCGUCCUAAGAAAAAAGUGAAGUCAGGAAGCGGAGCGAGUAAGCAGGCGGACCGCGGGGAGAAGUGCUUGGAGCGUAGCGCGAAAGCAAGCGUGAAAAGAAGCCCCGCAUCCAAGGGAGGGAGCAGGUCAAACAAGCAGGGUGGCAUGAAGAGUGCUUCGGAGCAGGAUUACGUGUCUCCCUGUGACCACCAGGCGCUCUUCAAAUUCAGGACAGCGUCUGCAGCUCGGCAGAUCCCAGAGAAACGCACUGGUGAGGCGAGGCGCGGUCACUUGUUCGGCGGGGCAGGCAGCCUGGAUAGCGGGCCUCCCUCCGUGGGAGUCCCAGCCAGCCCAACUUUUAGCAGCUCGGCGGAGUCCAGCGACCCGCUAAGCCUAUACGAAGAGCAGAGUUCAGCUGCCAGCGAGUCGUCACACACUGCGCGCCUCAGGUAUGCCCGAGCCUCUUCUCCAACACCGUCAGCCUCGCACUCUUCCUCAUCUGUGUCACCCUCAUCAUCAGAUGAAGAGUUUGAAGAAGAGCGGGUUGACCUGAACACGAACACCGGGUAUGAGAGUAUGUACCUGGGCAGCAUGGGCUUCUCUGACACAGAGCUGGACAGGGACCUGGACUGGAGUUUCGGGGAGUGCGGUGCGGGAUCUCACUUCGACUUCCCCGACUACUGUACACCAGAGGUCAGUGAAAUGAUCUCAGGAGACUGGCUAGAGUCCACCAUCUCCAACUUGGUGUUUACCUACUAAAUAGGAGAUGAAACGUAACGUCCCCUAUUGAUUGGAACUUUGAACCUCCUUGUUCGACGUGUGCGUCCAAACCACAAUGUUUACCCAAUUCUUUCAAUACUCAAGGGAGAGUGAAAACAGGAAAGAAAGGUGGUCUGCGUGCGCGUUUAUGUCCAGGUACGCGCUGCUGACAGACUUGGACAGCGCUUGGUGAGCUUGACUGGAACGCGCAAGGAAAUGCUUAGUUUGCAUAUGGACACAGGAGUGAAUGUAAGCAGAGAGCAGUGAAACACAGAGUUCAGCUAAGAAAUGGGAUAACUGAGACUGAAAUGUUAAUCUAAAUGCUUUUUUGGAGGGCGGGGGCAUUUAUUGAAGUGUUGGGUAUUGUUCAAGGUAUGAAAAAACAUUGAACAAAGGUCGCUAUUCAGGUUUAUUUAUUUUUUCUUCCAACCUCUAAAUAGUUAUCAAUCGAUAUUCGAAUUAUCGAUGUCAACACGCAUGCCCUCCAAGAUGAGGAGGAUAUUGUUGCUCGUAAACACGUAAAAUGUUAAUGAUGCGUAAUUAUGCAAUUUGUGUAAUUACGCAAUUUGUGUAACCAUAGCACACAAUUCACUAUCACCAGCUUCUCUUUCAACGGCAGGACUUAAAACAGAGACUGACUUAAAACUUCAGAAACUCCUUCUGAACCUUUUAAAAAAAACUCAAUGCACAAUUCAGGACAAAUGAUUCCCGACAUGCGUCUUUCUGCAUAUAGUUCUAACUUUGUAGUUCCUCUGUGUCAAAUGUCGUUUUUUAUAUUGAUGUAUUUAUACCGGCCAAAUGUUUUUAUACAUAGAAGUAUUGUCAUUGUACAGGUCUCGUUUGUGUUAUGUACAAGUACACCUGUAACCAGCGCGGAAGGGCUAGAAGUGUAUCUUAUUCAAGGUGUCUAACGUUUCUCACUUUUAAGGAGAUUUGAGUGUGUCAUGCUUUUCUACUUGUAUUUUUGUAUAAAAUUUAUAGAAAGGGGGUUUCUGGAGAGUGAGAAGCCUAAAAAAAUGUUGACAUACAAUGGACAUAGACUUGCGAGGGGUGGGGGGUGGGUGGCACAAUCUGACCUCACACAGUGUUUACAAUAUUACCCACAUGCUUCUUAAUGGCAGUGUGAUUCAGUGAUUUUAGUUUCACCAGCACCACCGAGGCUCCCAGUUUGAGUGUUUAUUUCCAGUAAACAUGUACCAAACUAAGGUAUAGGCUAUGAGUGUAAGAUUCCAGAGUCACUGUUGGGAUAGAGUUAAUACCUCUAUGUGCUUUUAAAAAAUAAAUAAAGAUAAGUUUUAUUUUAACCACUGGAUUGAAUUUCAAACUCAUUCCACUUUGCCUAGACUUUGUAGGGAGGGAGGUGUAUGAAGUGCUUCUGUUAUUGCGCAAACUGCAUCAAAACAUAGUAUUUAACCUUUCUGUACCUGUUUGCUAAGUAUAGCAGGCUAAUUGUUUUCCUAUAUUAUGGCAUGGCAAAUAGCAUUUGUAUUUCAGAUUCAGGUAUAUGUAGCUAAAGCUGUUGUGUUUAAGAUUUUUAAAAGAAUAAUUACAUGAAGAUAUUUAUGUAAACUGACUGUACAAUAAGCAAAGAUUGUGUGUUUUAUGUAUGAUGAUGAUAAACGACAGGCACUAGGACAGCCAUCUUUGGAUAUCCUUUUGUUUAAGAAGAUUGUGGUCCAGGAGUUUGUUUAUUCUUUUUUACCUUAAAGAUGUCUUAUCUGUCAUCGAUUUUUCUUUUUCAUUUGUGCAAUAUGCUGUGUAUGAUCAUGUGUGUCUAAUCAUGCCAAUAUCAUGUAAUGUUUCUAGCUCAAAACCAGCCAAUGUUUGGGUCAAUCACUGCCUCUCAGACCUCUGUACAGAUUGUGUUUUUUUUAUUUGCUAUUCUUUUCUUCUAAGAAGGAAAUAAAAUCAGCUGGAACUGAAAAGAA